AUGGAAGUAAAAGAACGCAGACCUUACCGCUCCCUGACCUCCAGGCGAGACACUGAGCGUCGGUACACCAGCUCCUCUGCUGACAGUGAGGACGGUAAGCUCAACCCCAAAUCCUACAGCUCCAGCGAAACCCUCAAAGCUUUCGACCAGGACACCAGAUUGGCCUAUGGCAGCCGGGUCAAAGACGUGGUGCACCAUGAAUCUGAUGAGUUCAGCAGACAAGGAGCGGACUACUCUCUCAGAAACAUGACCUUUGGAGAUCCAGUGCCACCCCAUAUGGCUGCAUAUAGGACAGAAAUGGGCCUGCCCCACCGCGAAUACUCUGUUAGCGUGGGUUCGGAUGCUGACACAGAAACAGAUGGGAUCAUGUCCCCUGAGCAUGCAGUCCGUCUCUGGGGCCAUAGCAAUACCAAAUCUGGCCGUAGUUCCUGCCUUUCUAGCCGAGCCAACUCCAACCUCACCCUAACUGACACCGAGCAUGAAAACACAGAAAACGGUCCUCCUCUCCAUUGCUCAUCUGCCUCCUCCUCCCCUGUCGACUCCCCUUACCCUCCCCCUUCCAAUGCAGCCAAUCAGGGCCAGGGAAGGUUGCUAGGUAACAGUGGGGCUCAGGCUGGCCUGGACUCUGAGUCAGAAGAUGAGUUUGGGCACAAUUCAUUCUUAGUUAAAACCGGCUCAGGGAACGUCAAUGCUCCGGCCAAUGUGACUGCUAAUGAGGGCUCUUACCAAAACCACUCCCGGUUGCGUACACCACCUCUGCCACUCUCACACUCCCACUCACCUAGUCAGCACCACGCCGCCUCCAUCGGCUCCCUAAGCCGCAGCAACUACACCCAGCGCAGUAACCCGAGUCCGGCACCCACCGAUAGCUCGGCACCCAAUGAGGGUCCCACCAGUGCCCAGGACUCAGGCAGCACCCACGACAACUGGCUUCUUAACAGCAACGUUCCUCUAGAGACCAGGAGCCAGAAUUCUCUAAUGUUUAUCAGAGAAGAACAGGAUGGUUGCCGAGAGGGGCUUGGGUCAUACAACACAAGAAACAUAGCAAAGCAGACAUUCCUAGAGACUUUACAGGACAACUUUAUAGAGAUGGACAUUCUGGCCACAGCUCGCCGCGACGACACUUACACUGAGGGACACUUUCUUUUUAAGCCUGGAGGGACAUCGCCCUUGUACUGCACGACGUCGCCUGGUUACCCCUUGACAUCCAGCACAGUAUACUCGCCCCCACCCCGCCCCCUGCCACGGAACACCUUCUCGCGACCCACCUUCAGCCUGAAGAAGCCCUAUAGGCACUGCAACUGGAAAUGUGCCGCACUCAGCGCCAUCCUCAUCUCCAUCACCCUGGUGUUCCUUUUGUCCUACUUUGUUGCCAUGCACCUCUUUGGACUCAAUUGGCAGUUACAGCCGAUGCAGAGGCAGAUAUAUCAGUUGAUGGAAGACAACACGAGUGGCCUACAUCUGCCCACAGAUCUGGGUUUGCCACCUUUGGGCAACACAGGUUUAGAUUUCCCAGACCGAGGAAGCAAAGAUGACGGUAAACUAGAUGGCUUUUUCCCGGAAGACAGCUUCAUAGACAUGGGUGAGAUAGACGUGGGCCGCAAAGUCACCCAGCUGAUCCCGCCUGGAAUUUUCUGGCGGUCACAGGUCUUUAUCGACCACCCAAUGUACCUCAAAUUCAAUGUGUCUCUUAGCAAAGAUGCCUUAGUGGGGAUUUAUGGGAGAAGAGGCCUGCCACCAUCACACACACAGUUUGACUUUGUGGAGCUGUUGGAUGGUCGUCGGCUCCUGGCUCAGGGGGUACCAGGCCUCGAGGGGCCACCUUUUCCAGCCCAACAGCGGAGCCUGGUGCCCCUCACAAGUCAUGAUACGGGCUUCAUACAGUACAUGGACUCUGGCAUCUGGCACCUGGCCGUGUACAAUGAUGGAAAGGAGGCGGAGCAGGUGUCCUUUCUAGCCACUGCAAUCGACUCGAUUGAUGAUUGCCCUAGUAACUGUUUUGGAAAUGGCGACUGUGUGGUGGGAAACUGUCAUUGUUUUCCUGGCUUCAGAGGACCUGACUGCAGCAGAGCAUCUUGUCCAGUGCUGUGCAGUGGGAAUGGUCAGUACCUCAAAGGUCGCUGUAUGUGUCACAGCGGCUGGAAAGGGUCUGAAUGUGAUGUUCCCACCAACCAGUGCAUCGAUAUCACUUGCAGUGGACAUGGAACAUGCAUUGUGGGAACUUGCAUCUGUAAUCCCGGUUACAAAGGCGACAACUGUGAAGAAGUGGACUGCCUGGACCCUACAUGCUCAGGAAGAGGUGUUUGUGUACGUGGCGAGUGCCACUGUUUUGUUGGCUGGGGGGAUCCUGGAUGCGAGAGUCCACGUGCAUCCUGUAUGGAACAGUGCUCUGGACACGGCACCUUCUUGGCUGAUACGAGCACUUGUAACUGUGACCCCAACUGGACAGGCCACGACUGCUCCACAGAGCUGUGCGCAGCCGACUGUGGUGGACACGGCAUCUGCGUGGCAGGCAGCUGUCGCUGUGACCAGGGCUGGAUGGGCGCCGGGUGUGAACAACGGGCAUGUCACCCACGCUGCAGUGAGCACGGGACCUGCAAGGAUGGAAAGUGUGAAUGCAGCCCGGGCUGGAAUGGAGAGUAUUGCACCAUCGCUCAAUAUCUGGAUAAGGUAGUGAAAGAGGGCUGCCCUGGUCUGUGCAAUGGCAAUGGCAGAUGCACGCUGGGUAAUAAUGGCUGGAACUGUGUUUGUCAGCUGGGCUGGCGAGGAGCAGGCUGCGACACAUCAAUGGAGACGGCCUGCAGUGACGGCAAGGACAAUGAUGGAGAUGGGUUGAUAGACUGUAUGGACCCAGAUUGCUGCCUGCAGGCUUCAUGUCACACCACAUCUCUGUGUGUGGGCUCCCCUGAUCCACUGGACAUCAUCCAGGAAACCCAGAUCUCUUUAAGCCAGAGCACCCUGCAGUCCUUCUACCAGCGUGUCCGCUUCCUGGUGGGCAGAGACAGUACCCAUGUCAUCCCUGAGGCAAACCCCUUUGACAGCGUUCAUGCUUGUGUCAUCCGGGGACAAGUGGUGACAUCAGAUGGGACUCCGCUGGUCGGUGUGAAUAUAAGCUUCAUCAACAAAGCAGCCUAUGGAUAUACCAUCACCAGACAGGAUGGCAGCUUCGACCUGGUGAGUAAUGGGGGUGUGGCCAUAGCCCUGAGGUUUGAACGUGCUCCGUUUAUCACUCAAGAGCACACCUUGUGGUUGCCGUGGGGGCGCUUCUUUGUCAUGGAUACUAUUGUGAUGCGACACGAGGUGAAUGACAUCCCUAGCUGUGACCUGAGCAGCUUCAGUCGGCCAAUGCCAAUUGUUCUGCCCGCCCCGCUGACGGCGUUUGCCGGGACCUGCAACGAGCGGGGAAUUGUAGUGCCAGAGAUUCAGACACUACAGGAGGAAGUAAAAAUACCCGGUACUGAAGUGCUCCUGGGAUACCUGAGCAGCAGAACGGCGGGGUAUAAGUCCCUCCUGCGUAUCACCCUUACCCACCCCACAAUCCCCUUCAGCCUAAUGAAGGUGCACCUCAUGGUGGCUGUGGAAGGCAGGCUCUUCAGGAAGUGGUUCUCUGCAGCACCCAACCUCUUUUACGACUUUGUCUGGGACAAGACCGACGUCUACAGCCAGAAAGUCUAUGGCAUCUCUGAAGCUUUUGUGUCUGUUGGUUUUGAGUAUGAAUCCUGCCCAGAUCUGAUCCUCUGGGAGAAGCGGACGGCCAUUCUGCAGGGUUAUGAGACCACAGCGUCCCACCUGGGCGGAUGGAGCCUGGAUAAGCAUCAUGCACUGAACAUUCAAAGUGGUAUCCUGCACAAGGGCAAUGGUGAAAACAUAUUCAUCUCACAGCAGCCCCCUGUCAUCGGAAGCAUCAUGGGUAAUGGGCGAAGACGCAGUAUCUCCUGUCCGAGCUGUAACGGACUGGCUGAUGGAAAUAAGCUGCUGGCACCGGUAGCUUUAGCCUGCGGUUCUGAUGGCAGUCUGUAUGUGGGUGAUUUCAACUACGUCCGGCGGAUCUUUACCACAGGAAAUGUCACAAGUGUCGUAGAGCUCAGAAACAAAGAUUUCAGGCAUAGCAAUAGUCCUGCACACAAAUAUUACCUGGCUACCAGUCCUGUUUCGGGAGCACUGUACCUCUCGGACACCAGUAGCAGGAAGGUGUUUAAGGUGAAGUCUCUGAACAUAGUGAAGGAUGUGACGAAGAACCUGGAGCUGGUGGCGGGCACAGGCGAUCAGUGUUUGCCCUAUGAUGAGACACGCUGCGGGGACGGAGGAAAAUCUGUGGAGGCCACACUUACCAACCCUAGAGGCAUUAUUGUGGACAAGUAUGGCGUUAUAUUCUUUGUAGAUGGCACCAUGAUCCGUCGUAUUGAUCAAAACGGGAUCAUAUCCACCCUGCUGGGCUUCAACGACUUGACCUCGGCACGGCCCCUGAGUUGUGAUUCAGUGAUGGACAUCUCCCAGGUACGUCUGGAAUGGCCUACUGACCUGGCUGUGAGCCCGAUGGACAAUUCCCUUUAUGUAUUGGACAACAACGUGGUUCUGCAGAUCUCCGAGAACCAUCAAGUGAGAAUUGUGGCUGGGAGGCCGAUGCACUGCCAGGUUCCUGGCCUAGAUCACUUCCUCGUUAGCAAAGUCGCCAUCCACGCCACCUUGGAAUCUGCCAACGCUCUCGCCGUCUCCCACAAUGGCAUACUUUACAUUGCAGAAUCAGACGAGAAGAAGAUUAACCGUGUACGACAGGUCUCUACCAAUGGGGAGAUCUCGCUGGUUGCUGGCGCCCCUAGUGGCUGCGACUGCAAAAAUGAUGCAAACUGCGACUGCUACUCUAGUGAUGAUGGUUACGCUAAGGACGGCAAACUAAAUGCACCCUCCUCGUUAGCAGUCUCACCUGAUGGAGAACUCUUCAUUGCUGACCUGGGUAACAUACGAAUACGGUAUGUAAGGAGAAAUAAACCGUUCCUAAACCCACUAAACAUGUAUGAGUUGUCCUCGCCGAUUGACGACGAACUCUACUUGUUUGACGUAAACGGCAGCCAUAUAUACACUCAAAGCCUGACCACUGGAGACUACCUGUACAACUUGACCUACUCUGGAGAAGGUGACCUGAGCAGCAUCACAGACAAGAAUAAGAACAAAGUGACUAUCCGCAGAGACACAACAGGACUGCCCCUUUGGCUGAUGGGUCCUGAUGGCCAAACCUUCUGGUUCACUAUUGGAACUAAUAAUGCAUUGAAGAGCGUUGCCACCCAGGGUCAAGAAAUAGCCAUGAUGACUUAUCACGGAAGCUCAGGACUGCUGGCCACUAAGAGCAAUCAAGAUGGGUGGACAACCUUCUAUGAGUAUGACAACUACGGCCGGCUGACAAACGUGACCUACCCCACAGGCAGGGUGAGCAGCUACCGCACCGAUUCUGACAGCACUGUGCGGGUGCAAACCGAGGGCUCUAACAAAGAAGACAUCACGGUCACCACCAACCUCUCAGCCUCUGGAACAUUCUACACACUCAUGCAGGAUCAAGUCAAAAACAGUUACUAUAUUGGUCUGGAUGGCUCAUUGCGGCUGGUGUUGGCCAACGGCAUGGAAGUGUCUCUUCACACAGAACCUCACCUGCUGUCAGGAACAGUCAACCCGACUAUAAGCAAGAGGAAUGUAACUUUACCCAUCGAUAAUGGGCUUAACCUGGUGGAGUGGAGACAACGCAAAGAACAGACUCAAGGACAGGUCGCAGUGUAUGGACGCAGACUCAGGGUUCAUAAUAGGAACUUGUUAUCCAUGGAUUUUGAUCGCGUAACCAGGACAGAGAAAGUAUAUGAUGACCACAGAAAGUUCACCUUGAGGAUCCACUAUGACCAUGCUGGAAGACCUACAUUGUGGGCUCCAAGCAGUCGACUGAAUGGUGUCAAUGUCACCUACUCACCGGGUGGUCACAUUGCUGGAAUACAGAGGGGCACUAUGUCGGUCCGAAUGGAAUACGACCAAAAUGGCAAAAUCACAUCAAAGACAUUUGCAGAUGGAAAGUCAUGGAGCUAUACCUACCUUGAAAAGUCUAUGGUACUACUGCUAUACAGUCAGCGACAAUACAUCUUUGAAUUUGACAAGAACGACCGCCUCUCAUCAGUAACCAUGCCUAAUGUGGCAAGGCAGACGUUGGAGACCACCCGUUCCAUCGGCUAUUACAGAAACACAUACAGGCCGCCAGAGGGCAACUCCACAGUUUUGCAAGAUUACAGUGAAGAUGGACUACUUCUGCAGACCAUCCACCAGGGAACAGGGCGUAGAGUAAUCUAUAAGUACGGGAAGCUCUCCCGUCUUAUAGAAAUUCUUUAUGAUACUACACGAAUUGCCUUUUCUUAUGAUGAAUCUGCUGGCAUGCUGAAAACUGUGGGCCUCCAAACCGAAGGCUUUGCAUGCACCAUUCGUUACAGGCAGAUCGGACCGCUCAUCGACAGGCAAAUCUUUCGAUUCAGUGAGGAGGGCAUGGUAAACGCCCGGUUUGACUACAACUACGACAACAGUUUUCGAGUCACCAGCAUGCAAGCGGUCAUCAAUGAAACACCGUUGCCCAUUGACCUCUAUCGCUAUGAUGAUGUCUCAGGAAAGACGGAGCAGUUUGGCAAGUUUGGAGUCAUCUAUUACGACAUUAACCAAAUCAUAACCACAGCUGUCAUGACCCACACCAAACACUUUGAUGCUUAUGGACGAGUUAAAGAGGUGCAAUAUGAGAUUUUCCGUUCGCUAAUGUACUGGAUGAUGGUGCAGUAUGACAACAUGGGGCGAGUGGUGGCCAAGGAGCUAAAGGUAGGGCCCUAUGCAAAUACCACCCGUUACGCUUACGAAUACGAUGCUGAUGGCCAACUCCAAGUUGUAUCCAUCAACGAUAAGCCUCUCUGGCGCUACAGUUAUGACCUGAAUGGAAAUUUGCACCUUCUUAGCCCUGGUAACAGUGCCAGACUUAUACCAGUACGCUAUGACAUACGGGAUCGCAUUACACGAUUAGGUGACGUGCAGUACCGUUUGGACGAGGAUGGAUUCCUCAGACAAAGAGGCAACGAUUUCUUUGAAUAUAACUCAGCUGGGUUACUAGUUAAAUCCUACAACAAAGUUAAUGGAUGGACUAUAAAGUACCGCUAUGAUGGCUUGGGACGAAGAGUGUCCAGUCGAAGUAGCCAAGGGCACCAUCUACAAUACUUCUAUGCUGACUUGUCAAGUCCCACCAGAGUCACCCACAUGUACAAUCACUCUAGCUCAGAGAUCACGUCACUCUACUAUGAUCUUCAAGGCCACCUCUUUGCCAUGGAGCUAAGCAGCGGGGAUGAGUUCUACGUCGCCUGUGACAACAAUGGCACACCAAUGGCUGUAUUCAGUGGUGCAGGUCUCAUGAUCAAGAAGAUUCUCCAUACAGCUUUUGGAGAGGUGUAUUUGGACUCCAACCCCAGCUUUGAGCUAGUCAUAGGUUACCAAGGUGGCAUUUAUGAGCCUCUUACAAGGCUUGUGCACAUGGGCCGAAGAGAUUAUGAUGUUCUUGCAGGCCGUUGGACCACUCCUGAUCAUGAUGUCUGGAAGAGGCUUAACAGCAACAACAUUGUGCCCUUCAACCUCUACAUGUUCAAGAACAACAACCCCUUGAGCAACAGCCAUGAAACCAAGUGCUACAUGACAGAUGUCAACAGCUGGUUGGUGACGUUUGGUUUCCAGCUGUACAAUGUCAUCCCUGGCUAUCACAAGCCUGCCACGGAUGCCGUGGAGCCUUCUUACGAGCUUAUUCACACUCAGAUGAAGACUCAAGAGUGGGAUAGCACCAAGUCUGUGCUGGGGGUGCAGUGCGAAGUCCAGAGGCAGCUAAAGUCUUUCGUCCGGUUGGAGCGAUUCAGCCAGAUCUACACAGCAAGUAAUUCCGGGUGCCCUCAGACCCCUUUCCGUACACUCUUUGCCACAGGGGGAUCGCUCUUCGGCAAGGGUGUUAAAGUAGCUAUUCGUGAGGGCCGUGUGACUGCUGACAUCAUCAGUGUGGCCAGUGAGGAUGGCCGGCGAAUAGCAGCAGUGCUUGACAAGGCCAUGUACCUGCAGGAUCUACACUUCACCAUUUUAGGCUUGGACACACACUACUUUGUCAAAUCGGGACUAGUAGAGGGCGACCUUAAUCUGCUAGGCAUGACAGUGGGCCAGCGCACACUGGAGACAGGUGUUAACGUUACUGUCUCACAAGUCAACACAGUGAUUGGUGGAAGAACGCGACGCAUCACCGACAUCCAACUGCAGUAUGGUACAUUGAGUCUCAACGUUCGCUAUGACAGCAGUCUAGAUGAAGAAAAGAUUCGCGUGUUGGAGCUUGCACGCCAGCGGGCCGUUUCAACUGCCUGGGCUCGUGAACGACACCGAUUAAGGAAAGGCGAAGAGGGAUCUCGAACUUGGACAGAUGGGGAGAGGCAGCAGCUUCUGAGCUCUGGACGUGUCCAAGGCUAUGAGGGCUUCUACAUUGUGUCGGUUGAUCAGUUCCCUGAAUUAGCCGACAAUGUAAACAACAUCCAUUUCCUGCGACAAACUGAGAUGGGCCGUAGGUGACAUGAAGGUGAAGAAACUUGCUCAGACUCAUCGUCCAGGACUUCUUGCCAAAGACAAGUUGUUUUUGUGACCAUAUUGUUUUACUUUAUUUUUAUGUUGACUGUGCCAGACUUAUUUUUUUAAUACAUGAAGUACAUGGUUGCGAACAGUUGCACUGUUUCCACGGUAGAGUGCCCCUCUCCUUUUUCGUACUUCUUAAACCCUCUUUGCCCUUCAAGUGUGGCUGCUAAAGGAUGGCAUAUGGCAGUGUUGGUGGUUUAUUCAGCUCUGCCUGUCUGUUUGUGGGUUUUGCUCAAAGGAAUGUAGGAAGAAGGCUGGUAACGCAUUAUGCUCGCUGGCUCAGCCUGCCGCCAGACGAGCAGAUUGUUAUUCACAAGCUUCACUCCACUCUGCCUUUUCCCGCGCCUCAGCCAAGGAGAGACCUCUUUUAAUCGCUUCUUUUUUAUACUUGAAAGCCCACCGGCUGUGUCAUACUUAAACAUUGGUGUUUGAUGUCCAUUGCUACCAGUUCAGACUCUUAACUGAACCCAUCUCAUGUUCAAAACUUGUUGUGAUGUCUUGUGAUAUUUUGAGACUGAGUGGCUUGCUAGUGAAAUCCAUUUUUUUUUAUUAUUAUUAUUUCUAUUUUUGUCUAAAUGGCUUAAAAACACAUAGAAAGGGAAGAAGAGGAUGUAUGAAGUAUAUACAUUAAAACAAAAUUAAAGAAAUUUAGAAAACAGGAAAUAGCUAGUUAGCCCCAUAGUCUUUAAAAGUACAUGUAAAAUUAAAUUUACACCGAAACAAAUUAUAGUAGCUUUGUUCCAAAACCUAGUGAGCUGCCUACCUAAAUAGACUUAAGUUAUCAUAGGCACGCUCUGAUGUAGGGUUGCAAACUCUCCUGCAUUAGCCGGGUAGUCCCUUAUUUUGGCCAAAAUGAAGACUUGCCCUGUAUUAUAGUGGCAAAGCUGUCAAGGUCAGAUGCCAAAAUGUUGAAGGGGACCCCUGUCCCAUAUAGAAGUUCUCAAAAUUAUCAAGCUUCCCAUAUUCCUGUGAUGAAAAGUUGGCAAACCUACUCUGAUGUUAACAGUGUUUUAAAAGGUAAGUAAUAAAAUAAUGCUGCCUUCUGACAUACUUAACUAACAAACUAACUUUUAAGGCAGUAUUACAUAUACACCCCUGAGAGAUAGAUAGCAAUGUCUUCAUGCGUUCCUUACAGAUCUGGCAAACUAGCCGCAAACUUGCCACAAUUUUGCCUCUCAUUACUUUCACAUGCAAAUGUGCUUGUGACUCACCACAAAUGUUUGCCAGAAGUUUGCAGCUCUUCACCGGUAGUGGUAAACCUGCCGCAUACAUUUGGCAAUAAUGGACAAUUUGUGAAAGUUUGCUGCAAAGUUUAUUUGCAUGUGAAAAUAAUCAGUCAAAAAUCUGAGGCAAGUUUGAGGCAAAUUUGCAAUAUAAUCUUGACUUUUGCAAGGGUUGUGCCGAGCUCAGUAAAAAAUAUUAAUUUAAGAAAUUGAGACAAUUGUAAUAAUAUUUCAUUCAGUACUGAAAGUAUCUAUACAAAUAGUUAAGUCUAGUAAGACAUUUACUAUUUUAUAAAAUUUUUGUGAGUGCUAUGUAUUUUUUUGCGUCUUAUUGUUAGCUAAGGAACAUGCUAACAUUCAAUUUUAUUAGAUUCAACUGUUAGCUGAAUCUCCUGUGAUGCUCAAAGUUCAGUUUAGUUGACAAAAGUUGACUAUUUUUAUUUUUUAAAAGGCACCUGACUUUUUAAGCAUAAGACAGCAAGAAAGCUGACUAGGUUUUGGAACAGACCUAUUGAGUCUAGAUUUUGAAGGUUUUAAAAUAAAUUAGUUUGAGAUCCAUGCAACUUUAUUUCCUAGUAACAUUAACAGUAAGCAGUAUAACAGUUGUGAACGAUUGUACAUUUUAAUGCUGAUUGUUGUACUUGAACAAAACGUAUGGAAUAAAGGCCGGAAAGGUCAGUCAGAUAGAUUCAUUUGUUUUUAUGGUUACAAAAAAGUUGCAUAUGGACCAUUCCUAAGAAUGACAGUAUUUAUUUUAGUGCUGUGUUUUCAAGAGAAGUAUAAAGCCUUAUGUUUUGUCAGUGAAUUAAAUGCUUCAAGUGUAAAAUGGCAUGAAUGCUUAAAAAAGACAAGCGCACUACUAAAACAUACAUUCAAACUGCAAUUUGUUUUUUAAAGAUUAUAUACUGAGUGCUGUAAACACUGCCCAUUGUGGUAAGGACAGAAGACAACCCAUGUGAAUAGCCUUUGCUCUGAGGCUGCCCGAGGGUCAACAUCGUAAGUGCUCUGAAUGUGAAAAACAAGACCCUUCAAAGUCUGCAGGCCAUCGGAGAUGCAUUAAGGCCUGAAGGUGCCUGGCAACCCACCAUCUGGAUAUGUUUGGAAAUGAGCUUCAAAGAGCAUCCUGCGCAAUCUAUUUCUGGUUGGAUGGUGUUAAUAUGUUGGACGUGAUGUCGCAUUGGGGCUUCAUGUUAGUGUUUGGUAUAUUAAUCUAUUCUUGCUGCCAGUCUUGGGGAAAUCACUUAGGAAUGGUCACCAUGAUGAAUUGAUCAAGUUUUUUAAGCUGUAUAAUAUUGUUGAGCAUAUUUUGAUUUGUUUUACUGUCAUUGAAUGCAGUGACAUCAUGUAUUUUAAAAAAGAACAACAUUGAAUGAAGGAAAAAAAUGCAAUUUGGUAAAUUGCACUUGAACUGCAUCAUAAGGCUUUUAUUUUUUUUUUCUAGUUUUGGACUCAUUUUGAUUUUUUUAUUAUUAUUAUUAUUAUUAUUUUCUCAACACUGUGUUUCUAAAUGCUUCUCUUGGAAACUGUAAAUAAGAUGGGAAGAAAUGAGCUGUAAAUAAAAUGCUAAUGUAGAUACCUUUUAGAGCUACA
This is a messenger RNA of Xyrauchen texanus (razorback sucker), 11471 nucleotides long. Its product is annotated as teneurin-4. The transcript has 32 exons. Gene Ontology annotation, biological process: heterophilic cell-cell adhesion; signal transduction; neuron development. Bases 1 to 8598 code for a protein of 2865 amino acids. The record is from RefSeq and is a predicted model, not a curated record. Gene Ontology annotation, molecular function: protein homodimerization activity; cell adhesion molecule binding; protein heterodimerization activity. Gene Ontology annotation, cellular component: membrane; neuron projection. NCBI's taxonomy places the organism in Eukaryota, Metazoa, Chordata, Actinopteri, Cypriniformes, Catostomidae.